AUGGUGGGCCUGGUGGCCUUGGAGCGUGGUGCGCUUGAACGCGAGCGCCGCAUGCUGGCCCGCAAAGCUCGGUCGGCCCUGACCAGCAUAGAGCAGCAAAUUCUUGCGACGGCUUGGCAAGAGUAUGCCACCGCUGCCAACCUUGAAGACUUUCUGCUGAACCUCGGCCGAGUCAUCUCGCGGCCUCGUCACAUCAAGCUUCUUGACCUCGUGGCACCGCUAGUUUUGCCCAAGCAUCGAGACGCUUUUGAUGUCGAACGGCGCAUCUGGCAGUUUGCCACCAACCCCCCCUGCCGCUUCGACCAGCUGCUGCAGCUCGAUGGUGCUCAGGCUGGCCAGCUGCUGGUUGUCACAUUACGCCGCUCGUCCACCCGCCUGCCCCUGGGCUUCUCUGUGAACAUCCAUCAGCACUUGCCCAUCGUCACCCGCGUUGACCUGGGCUCACCGGCAGCCGCUGCCGGCUUGCGCGAGGGAGACGUCCUUCUGGUUCUGAAUCAAGCGCGCUUGGCCGGAACAUCGCGCGCAACGGCGGCUGAGCAUCUCAAGCACCUGCUUGCGACGUGUAAAAAAACAGUGCGCUUACUCAUUCUUCCCAGCGGCGCUGCUGCUCGUGCCUCUGCCACUCGUGCCUCAGUCGCGGCACCCCAGAAAAAUACCUCGAGCCAGAAACUGGCGACCAAGCCCGCAACCCGCCCCGCCCUGGCUGAUCUUGGCAAUCGCCAAACCUCACCUACCAAGGCUGGUCCCCGCACACAUGAUGACUGGGCCUCCCCUGCACCGUCGGCUCGCUCCGCUGCCUCCAAAGGCAGCUCUGCUGCAGCCAGUCACACCAGCACGACCCCCAACCACGACAUUGUGAUCCCUGUCCUGAGUGGACAGGCGUUGGGCUUCAACAUUGCGGGUGGUGCAGAGUAUCAACGACCUCUCAUUGUCAGCCAUGUUCAUCGCAAUUCGCUCGCCUACGCUGCUGGCCUGCGAACUGGGCAGGAAAUCGUGACGGUCAACGGGGCCUCAACGAGUGGCAUCCUACACUCAGUUGCCGUGCAGCUGAUUCGUGAGCGCGAGCACCUGCGCUUGCAGGUCCGCCGACGCUUUAGGCCAACUUCCAAUGAUGCCCCCACCAACGCACCCGCUGCCCAUUCUUCACAGUCCCAGCCCCAACAGGCACCCAAGAGUGCAAGCAGCAGUCGCCCCGUUAGCCCCAGUCGCUUGGCUCUGGGCUCCUCGAGUCACACCAGCCAUGAUCGAGCCAAGCUUCCUGUCACUCGGGUAGCACCCGCAGCCCCGGGCCACACCUCCCCCCGCCACAUUGUGCCAAGCCCCACGCGUAGUACCCAGCGACUUCGGGUUCGGAUUCCUGGCCUGAGCCGCACGCGGGGUCAACACCACAUUUCCAGCGGCCCGCGCAGCCCUGUUCGACAGGCUUCGCCUUUGCGCGGAGCUUCCCCGCGUCGUUCCCGCCAAGCACGCAUGCAACACUACCUAUUGCCUUCGCCCAUGUCCUCUGCAAGCAGCCGUGGCAGCAGUGGACCCCGCCUUCAUCGAGCAAGGCACAUGGCGGCCAACAUGCUGGCACUGCCGGGAUCUAUGACAAACCACUCACCAAUACGUCACCGCGUGGACUUUGACGAGUCCUUCUCCCCUACUCGGACCGUGGGCGCGGUGCGCCUAAACCUCACGCCGUCACCUCCACGGCAGGCGCCGCCGCCACCACCAUUGGCCAUGUCUUUCCUGGAACCAGAUGACCGUGACGCCUUCAGCGACAGUGACUUUUCGGAUUUUGAGCCCAUGGGCGAAUCAGAGACUGAUCCUCACAGCCCAGCACCCGGUCCGGCGCUGCCGGCCCCAGGGCGCACGGCCAGUGUACCGCCUGCUCCACCAGCACCAGCACCACCAGCACCAGCACCAGCACCAAGACUAUCGUCGAGGCAACCGCUGGUGCAACCGAAAGCAUCGGGUCCGGCCCAACACGACCUGCUCGAUCAGAUUCGUGGUUUUAAACGUCAAGCACUGCGGCCGCCUAUGGAGUCCAAGCUUGAGGAGCCCGCCACCCAAAGCGCUAACCCACUCAUGGCUGAGUUGCAACUCGCACAAGCCCGUCGGCGAUAUGCUGGUGCAUCCAUUGCGUUGGCCGGACCAACGUCUGCUACGGCCUCACCGGAACCGUCUGGUGUACAGCGUCGCCCCCUUGCUCAAGGAGGCCAAAAAACCAUGGCACCAAAGGUGCGCGCCUCACAAGUGGUACCGGAUCAAUUGCCAGCUCCAACUUUGUCAGCAGCCACCUCAAUCAGCGCUUCUGUGGUGCCGGCUCAGAAGGGCAAGCACGAGGACGCCCCAGUCUCUGCCACUGACGUCGCACCGCAGCGAGUGGCACUGCGUCCGCCGCCGGUCCUCAAACCAAGUCCUGCUGCUAGCACAAGUGCUGCAUCACAGACUCGCAAGCAGCCGCCACCUCCGCCCCCACGUGUUCGCUCGCGUUCAGGUUCCUUGUCGCAGCCUCUGACCCCUACAACACACAAUAUCACCCCAUGUGCCGGGCCCAUGUCGGCUGCGCGCCGCACCCCGACGCCAUCAGCUCCCCCACCACCUCCCCCCCGCGUUCGAACGCAAGUGGCACCUCAAGCACCACCGGCUGCUGCUGUGCUUCCCUCAUCUCAAGGAGCACAAGCCAGACACGUCAAUGUUUAUACUGCACCCCCUGCGCCGCCCGUGCCCCCUGCGCCGCCUGCGCCACCCAUGCCCAGGACAAUGGCGUCCGGCAAACAGGGCAGCUCUUCGUUGACUGUUGAUCUGCAGGGUUUUGAUCGCCAAAACCUGCAGCCGGUAGGUCAACAAGCCGCCCGACCGGUGUCAAUGCGAGACCAAGUGCUACAAACCAUUGCUGACUUUGACACAACGCGGUUGCGGCCAGCACCGGCACCCCAGGCUCCAAUGUCAGCGCCUCGCGACCAGGUUUUGACAGCAAUCCGAGCGUUUUCAACUUCCAGCCUUCGCAAAGCCCCCGUGGUUGCACCUGCCGCAUCGCGUGAUCCACACUCUACUCUUAUGACUGCCAUUCGUGCUGCAGCUGAACUACACCCCUUGAAGCAAGUGAGCUCACCGGCCAAAGACGCGCAAACCUCUUCUACGCCACAGCUUAGCCCACACGAGACUGUCUUGCUCGAAUUGCGUCACGGCCGCCAUCAGCUGAAGGCAACAAACUUGCAGGCAGUACAGUCCAGACCUCGGAGCCCACGAAGCUCUGUGCUGACAGAUAUUCGCGACUUUCAGUACAACAGCCUACGGCGCCCAACUACGCCUGUCCGAGUGCCUGUCAGCCCCAAGGCUGGCCUCGUGUCCUCUUUCAACGCCGCGCUGGCCGAAAAGUUUAAAAACUGUCGGAGCCCACGCCCGGGCGCGGCGCAUACUGAUGCUUGGGAUGUUACUUCGUCUCCGUAA
Messenger RNA from Monosiga brevicollis MX1, 3438 nucleotides. RefSeq lists its product as uncharacterized. The record is from RefSeq and is a predicted model, not a curated record. Gene Ontology annotation, cellular component: plasma membrane. Gene Ontology annotation, molecular function: protein binding. NCBI's taxonomy places the organism in Eukaryota, Choanoflagellata, Craspedida, Salpingoecidae. Bases 1 to 3438 code for a protein of 1145 amino acids. The transcript has 2 exons.